AUGGAGGCUAUCGCCAUAGACGCUUCCUUACCUGUUGAAGUUGGUAAACAACUUAAAAGAGUCCAGAAAAAGAUCGCCGAUCUUCUGGAGGACAUUGGUCGACUCUCAGACGAGCUGCAGAGGAAGGACUCACUCCUGGCCACUUUUAAAUCUCUGCUCCCGACGUUGUCCAGCUGGUUGGAGAGCACACAGACCAGCGAGCUGCCACAGCAUAGCACUGCCACUGCACUGAGGGACACCAUCGUCUGGGAGCCUUCCUCCUCCUCCUGUCAGCGGCCCUCCAGCUCUACUCCCAACAAAGGGACCCCCUGGUCUGAGGAAGUGGUCCGCAAUCGGAAGAAGGCUUCUGCCGGGGCUCUGUGCAGGGUUUCCACCUCCGUCGGCAUCCCCCUCUUCAACAAAUAUUCGGCUCUGUCCAUGACUGGACCAGGGCCCUGCUGA
This is a messenger RNA of Xyrichtys novacula (pearly razorfish), 441 nucleotides long. The record is from the annotation of a GenBank genome assembly. NCBI's taxonomy places the organism in Eukaryota, Metazoa, Chordata, Actinopteri, Labriformes, Labridae.